CGGGUGCCGCCCCCUCGGCCGCCGGCCCCGCCCGGCCCCGGCCCUCCGCGCGCUGCCGUCCUCCUCAGCGAUUUCGCUCGCUCGCUCGCUCGCUCCCUCCCUCCUCUCCGGCUCCCCGCCCCGUUCCUCCUCCGCCUCCCGCUCCGAAUCACUCGGGCUCCGGCGCCGGCUCCGGCUCCUCCCGGCCGGCCGCCCGGGGCCAAGGCGACGUGAGGUAGUAAAAAUCCAUGUGGGACAGCUCCGGGGCGAGCAUCGGAAAGGUAUGGGGCUCCAGCUGUGAGAGACAGACAAGCGGGAAGAAAACUCUUGGAAAAUGGGCUUAGACGCAAAUCUUUGAUUGGAGUCAUUUUCUGGUACAGACUACGACAAGAAUGCAUUGAAAAUUCUGGUCAACAGUGGAAAUAUUGACAUAAGCCCCAACUUAGUAUAGCAUUUCGUCUCUUGAAUAGUAACUCAUAAUACAAGAAAAAUGUAUGGAAGUGCAAGAACAAUCACCAACCUGGAAGGUAGUCCUUCCAGGUCUCCUCGUUUGCCAAGGUCACCUCGUUUGGGCCAUAGGAGAACAAGUAGUGGGGGAGGUGGAGGAACGGGCAAGACUCUGUCUAUGGAAAACAUCCAGUCUCUUAAUGCAGCCUAUGCUACGUCUGGACCCAUGUAUCUGAGUGAUCAUGAGGGAGUGGCUUCAACAACUUACCCAAAGGGCACCAUGACUCUGGGCAGGGCCACAAAUCGAGCUGUAUAUGGAGGCCGAGUCACAGCCAUGGGGAGCAGUCCCAAUAUUGCUUCCGCUGGACUUUCCCACACAGAUGUCCUUUCAUAUAUGGAUCAACAUGGUGGUCUGACCAGCUCAACCCAUCAUCACCACCACCAGGUCCCCUCCAUGUUGAGGCAGGUAAGAGAUAGCACAAUGUUGGAUCUUCAAGCCCAGCUAAAGGAACUUCAGAGAGAGAAUGACCUCCUCCGGAAAGAGCUGGACAUCAAGGACAGCAAGUUGGGAUCUUCCAUGAACAGCAUCAAGACAUUCUGGAGUCCUGAGCUUAAGAAAGAGAGAGUCUUGAGGAAAGAAGAGGCAGCUCGGAUGUCUGUCCUCAAGGAGCAGAUGAGGGUUUCCCAUGAAGAAAAUCAGUUACUGGAUGCCAGAAGAACCAAGCACCUGCAGUUGACGAUCCAGGCCCUUCAGGAUGAGCUGCGAACCCAGAGAGACCUCAAUCACCUCCUGCAGCAAGAGAGUGGCAACCGGGGAGCUGAGCACUUCACCAUUGAGCUGACGGAGGAGAACUUCAGGCGGCUGCAAGCUGAGCAUGACAGGCAGGCCAAGGAGCUGUUCCUUUUGAGGAAGACAUUAGAGGAGAUGGAGCUGAGGAUUGAAACGCAGAAGCAAACCCUCAAUGCCCGAGAUGAAUCCAUAAAAAAGCUUCUUGAGAUGCUGCAAAGCAAGGGUUUGCCAUCCAAAAGCCUGGAGGAUGAUAAUGAGCGGACGCGGCGGAUGGCAGAGGCGGAGUCUCAGGUCAGCCACUUGGAAGUGAUUUUAGAUCAAAAGGAGAAAGAGAAUAUACAUCUGCGAGAGGAAUUGCACCGAAGAAGCCAACUUCAGCCGGAGCCGGCCAAGACGAAGGCUCUCCAGACUGUCAUUGAAAUGAAGGAAGCUUCACGUUUUAAUUUUGGCCCUGAUUUGGUCUGGCAGGACACAAAAAUUGCUUCAUUGGAGCGAAACAUCAGGGAUCUUGAGGAUGAGAUCCAGAUGUUGAAAGCCAAUGGCGUACUGAGCGCCGAGGACCGUGAGGAAGAGGUCAAACAGAUAGAGGUUUACAAAAGUCACUCCAAGUUUAUGAAGACAAAGAUUGAUCAGCUGAAGCAGGAACUUUCAAAGAAGGAGUCGGAACUUCUUGCCUUACAAACAAAGCUUGAAACCCUUAGCAAUCAAAAUUCAGAUUGCAAACAACACAUUGAAGUGCUUAAAGAGUCGCUUACUGCCAAAGAACAGAGGGCUGCCAUCCUUCAGACGGAGGUAGAUGCACUGAGAUUACGACUGGAAGAGAAAGAAUCUUUUCUCAAUAAGAAAACAAAACAGCUGCAAGACCUCACGGAGGAGAAGGGGACUCUGGCGGGAGAGAUUCGUGACAUGAAGGACAUGUUAGAAGUGAAGGAAAGGAAAAUCAACGUGCUUCAGAAGAAGAUUGAAAACUUACAAGAACAACUUAGAGAUAAAGACAAGCAGCUGACCAAUCUAAAAGACAGAGUGAAGUCCUUGCAGACAGAUUCCAGUAACACGGAUACUGCGCUGGCGACCCUAGAGGAGGCUCUGUCGGAGAAGGAGAGAAUAAUUGAGCGCUUGAAAGAACAGCGGGAGAGAGAUGAUCGAGAAAGGCUAGAAGAGAUAGAAUCCUUCCGAAAAGAGAACAAAGACCUGAAGGAGAAGGUCAAUGCUUUACAAGCUGAGCUGACUGAGAAAGAGUCUAGUUUGAUUGACCUCAAAGAACAUGCAUCUUCAUUAGCCUCUGCUGGGCUGAAAAGGGACUCCAAAUUAAAAUCUCUAGAAAUAGCCAUCGAACAAAAGAAAGAGGAAUGUAGCAAACUUGAAGCACAGUUAAAAAAGCAAGCUGAGCAGUUGUUCAAUCAGAUGUACAACCCAGCACAUAAUAUUGAAGAUGACUCCAGGAUGAAUCCCGAGUUUGCAGACCGGCUAAAGCAGCUAGAUAAAGAGGCCUCUUACUACCGUGACGAGUGUGGCAAGGCCCAAGCUGAGGUUGAUCGGUUGCUGGAGAUCCUCAAGGAGGUGGAGAAUGAAAAAAAUGAUAAGGACAAGAAGAUUGCAGAACUUGAGAGCUUGACUCUCAGGCAUAUGAAGGAUCAGAACAAGAAGGUGGCCAACCUCAAGCACAACCAACAGCUGGAAAAGAAAAAGAAUGCUCAGUUACUGGAGGAAGUCCGCAGGCGAGAGGAUAGCAUGGCUGACAACUCACAGCAUUUGCAGAUAGAGGAGCUGAUGAAUGCGCUGGAGAAGACCAGACAGGAACUGGAUGCCACCAAGGCGCGCCUCGCCUCCACCCAGCAGUCCCUGGCUGAGAAGGAAGCCCACUUGGCCAACCUCCGGAUAGAGAGGAGGAAACAGCUGGAGGAGAUCCUGGAGAUGAAACAGGAAGCACUACUUGCAGCAAUCAGUGAAAAAGAUGCAAACAUUGCUUUGUUGGAAUUGUCUGCCUCCAAAAAGAAGAAGACACAAGAGGAAGUCAUGGCCCUCAAGCGGGAGAAGGACCGACUAGUGCAUCAGUUAAAGCAGCAGGUGUAUAGACCUAAGAAACAGCCCCCGAGCUCGAAUAUACCAUGCACUUGUGAUGCUGGCUACAGCCCAGAUAUUACGACCAAGUACUACGGGUCCAGCUACGAUGCAUACAUGAUCCCAAGGUCUCAGACCCAGAACAGAAUGAAGCUGAUGGCAGACAACUACAACGAGGACCACCACCAUUACCACCACCACCACCACCACCACCACCGAUCUCCCGGGAGGUCACAGCAUUCCAAUCACAGGCCUUCACCGGACCAGGAUGACGAGGAGGGCAUAUGGGCAUAGCCGGGCCUGUAAACCAAAGUUCCAGUUUUGUUUUGAGGGAGUGGGAGCCCCCAGUUCCUUCAAGAGAUCCAACUUUACCUGUCUGUAAAGAAGAAGAGGAGGAGGGAGACAGCGGGGAGGAUCCGGUGGCAGUUUAACACCAGAGCAGGUCCAGUGUUGACUUCUACCCUUUUGGAGGUGGGUAACUGCAAAUGCUGUGGGGUGCUGGGUUUCCCAGAGACUGCAUAAUGACCUUGGAUUUGGGGGCUCACAUAUUUUCUUUGCUGGAGUGCAGGGGUUGCUAUUUUUGUAUGUAAUUAAUAGCCAGGCUGCUCCACAAUUCCCACCGGCAUAGACCAAGAAUCUAAGUUCAUCAUCUCCCUGUGGUAAUUGUUUUGUAGGCCUCAUGGUGGCCGCACACAGAGCUGUUUGUUUCUUGGUGCGUGAAUGGAUAGGAAGGGCAUGCAUUGGUUGCUAUUUAAUGACGAUUAGAUUUUUUAUUUGCUUUUCAAGGCCUAUGAUUGUCAACAGGCUUUCUUGUUUUGAUUUCGUGGCUUUGGAUGUUUAGAAUCCCCCCUUCCCCAGCCAACCCCUUAGGCCCUGAGAUCCUGCAAACCUCCUGUAGACAGACAGAUGAGCUUUGACUUUGUACUGCUCCUCAGUGCUUGGGCAUAGGCCUACACAGUGCUGAGGUUGUUAACCAGCUUCUUCCCCGAGCUGAGCAUGAACUCAUGGAAGAAAGUUUUCCCCUGAAGCCCUAAACCCCAAGCUGUCCCAGAGUUUGAACUGCCUGUUGGCGAUUGCCCUGCAGUAAUGAUUUCUGGGUGGAUGGACAUUUGCAUUCGGAAACCACAGCCUCACAUGUGGCAGAACAGAGUAAACCCACAGAGACCACGAGGCACUGGCCUUGUGCUCCUUGCGUAGCCGCCUGCACCCAGCUCUCCUCUGUCAGAAAUCUGUUCUCCUGCUGUUGGUGCCCAGUCUGCAUUUUUUUUUUUUUUUGCAUUCUUGAGUUGCAUUUUUGCUUUGGCAUAAAAAGUACCUAAGCUGGAACCUUGAGGGCUUUCUUCUAGGAAGGAGUUUGGCUCUACUCCGUUCUGGAAUAUGUAUGUACUGAAACGUUGCAUGCUCUGAACCAAACAGCCGUGGGCCACAGUGAGCUUUAUUCCUGGUUCUAAGGAGAAGUUUGGUGUAACGUUCAGUUUUGGAACAGCACCAAGGGAUGCCUCACCACCGCAUAUCCUUUCUGGAUCGAGGCAGGUAGUAACUGCCUACACAAAUAAAUCACAUCCUUUUGCAAAAAAAAAAAAAAAAAAACCACCGACUUUGAAUGACAUUUAAUUUAUAAUUAAACUUGGCAGUGCUGUCUCUGAAGUGUCUCAUCUUGUCUAAUCACAAUGAUCUGCUUCCUCUCAGUACUUUCGUAGGCAGUAAGCUAGUCCUUUGGUCAGCACACAAUAUGAUGAACAGAAUGAUUUUUUUUAAGAAGAAAAAGUAAAGUUAGGAUUUGAUGAUUGCCAAAUUAGGUCAGACUCAAACCAAAUUAAAUUAGAGUAAACGACUGCUGUAUUAGGCCAAACUCUAUGCACUCUGUUUCGAAAAUAUUUUUGCAUCCUUUCCCGGAUUGAUUGAUUCUGCAAACAGAUUGAAACCAUAGUGCACUAAGUGCAGUGCCUGACCCAGCAGCCCCUUCCCAGCAUCACGUGGGAAACUCUCAGCCGCCCCUGAGACCCACCCUGUAGGUGGGGUCCAGCAGGCUGUGUUUGAAUGAACCUCCCUGCGAUCCUGCUGCACGCCAAAGUUGAGAGCCAUUGGUUUAAAAUCCUGCCAGCGUGUCAUGUGGGGUAUCAAAGGGUAUGACUCUAGUCCUGCCGACCAGGAGCUUAUGAUCUGAUCAAGGACAGAAGGCAUACAUUCGCCAGACAGUUAAGCAGAGCAAUCUUUAUAAACGUACAUUACAUCACAGGCUCACUUCCUACCCUCACCCCCACCCCAGGCAGUUCCCUUUGUACUUGUAAUAAAUAUAAAUACCUGGCUAAGGCCUACAAGGCCUGGCAUGCUCUGGCCCCUGCCUACCUUGUAAGCCUCAUCUGGUGCUCCUCCCUCCUGCCUCCAGGAUUGGGCCCCACUGCCCUGGCUUGCUUUCGAAUACUCAAACCUGACUGCUGAGUGUGGUGUCAGCAGAAAUGUAAGGAAAGGGAAAGAGGGAUGGGAGGGUGGUGAGAGUUCAAUAAUAGGCUUGGUCACUGAAGUAAACAUUUCUAAACUGCUGGCCCCAUUGGUUCAUAUAUUGCUUUAUUAAUAUAUUGAUCAAUAUUGAUACUGAUAAUAUAGUGAUAGCCAUCAGUAUUAGUGGCCUUAUCAUAGCAAAAUCAGAACUAUUUAACACAGUAUGUCGCGUAUUUGUGUUGACUUCUCACCGUGAGAGUUGGCGAGGUAGGCGUGUUGCUCAGCCGCACCCUGGGAACUGAGUAACCGUGGCCUUGGGAAGAGGUGAAUUGCUGAGUGUGGAAUCCUCAGGGUGGACAGAGCCCAAGAAGGACUCUUCUGAUGCCUUUGUUUAGUUUUAGGAAAGACAGGACCACCUCCCUUCAGUUUUGUCUUUUUAAAAAAUUAUCUGUGAAUGUCAAUUUUGACCUUUGGGAUACUAUCUAUAAUGUGUGAUUUGGGAAUAAAGCAGCUGUUUGCAUUUUUAUGGAAUGGGAAAAUCUCCUAUCUCAAGAUUUUCUUCAUAAUGAGAAAGGGAAAAACACAUUGUAAUUAUAAUUUGCUUCUUUGACAGAUGAAUUGGAUUUGUUGGAGGGGCUUCUUAAAGGGUCUAAGAACAAGAACAAUGGUUUCUUUGGCUUUCGCUGUUGUUUGUGUUUUCUCUAUCCCCAGCUCUAGCUUUCACAGUAGUGGGAUUUUAUAUGCAGUCUGGCAUCUCCAGCUUUGGGGUGGCCCUUGCUCGUUAGGCACCUCCUCACUUGAGAUCUUCUCCAGAGAGAUGAAAGUUUAGCUUGGAGGUGCCAAAAAGGACAUUAGGGGGUGGGGAUGGGGGAAGUGCUCCUGCAGCCUCUCACUGCCCCUUCCCUUGUAAGGAGCUCCCAGGGGAGAGGAGGACAGUCUCCUUGCUCCCUGGAGCUUCAGGGCACAGGAGGGAGCCCUUCCUGUUACUAAGCCAGUCUGCCUUCCUGGGUGGGCACGUACAAGUAGAUAGGACAGAUGCUCCCUGUCCCCACCCUCUGGGAACCUACAGCCUAGAGGCUGGGCGGGCUCAUGCAGGAAGAUGCUCUGACAGAUGAGCACAGGGAGCUAGGAGAGCAGAGGACAGGGGAACAGGCCCCUCUGGAGCUAGCAGGGAGGGACCUGGGAUGCAGCCUGACAGCUGAAAGGUGCUCAGGAGUGCUUCCAGGUAUGGGUCUAGGCCAGCAGUGUGGGAUGGGGCAAGGGGUGGUGCCUGCAUCACCUCCCACGGGAGCUGGACUUCUGCCCCCAGAGGCUGCCACAGCAGAGAGGCUUCUAAGCAUCCAAGGGAAUGGUGAGGACACCUCUGCAAGGUGAACCCUGGGGUACAGCCCUGUGUCUCAGGAGACUGCGAUUUCCCAGCAACCCCCAACAGCAGCGGCUCUGGGCCUGAGUGUGCCCAGGACCUUUUCUUGGCUCCCCUAGCUCUUCCGGGGCCUCUGUCCGACUCCUCUCCUCCUUGAGAGCAAAGUGCCUGCAAGGGACCUUCACCACGCCCUGGAGGUUUCUUACAGACGUGGCGUGUAGGGGAGAGUUGGCGGCAUCAGCAGAGAUUCUCCUGGGGGUGGCCAGCAGCCUCGGGGGUGAGGACCUGUGUCCCUUAAUGCUUUCCUGACACAGAGGUCUCUGUGUGUGUGUACUGUCUGUCCCUCGAGCAAGGACGCAGCUUGAGGGCAGGUUCUCCAUCUCUGCGCCUCAGUCCUGAGCACACCGGCUUUGCACCUAUCUGGCGCUCAGAAAUCACUCACAAUGAGAGAAGAGAUUCUGCAAAUCCCAAAGUCCUUGCCACACUGGGGCUUUUUUCAGGGCUGUGAGAUAAAAGCUACAUCUGAUGCAUUCUUUGUCUAUCCACCCAUCACAAAGCAGUGACUGAGAAUUUACUGUUAGACUGUAGCACUGGAACACAAACCCUGGCUCCUGGGAGGUUCCCAAUGAAUGCUGGUUGCUACAGAGGAAGUGGAACACUGACAGUCUUCUGAAUCCCCUUGUGUUCCUGUCCCUCCGACUUUUCCAGAAGCCCUGAUUCUCAUUGCGCUCCUGUGGUUUGGGAGCAACAGUCCAGGGCACCAGGCUCUGAGUGCAUCUGCUGCUCUUCAGAGAGGCAGAACUCUCCCACAGGCAGGAGCUGCUCAUUUCCGGAACUCAUGACAUGAGCUCUGACAUUUUUACAGUGUCUAGGGACCACUUGCUGGUUGUCUGCAGAUAGCCACAGCAAAGAGUGAAUGGCAGGGAGAGGAUGAGCUCUAGGGCCAUCUCAGUAGCUUUACAAACAGUUAACAAAUUAAUGAAGGUAGUCAUGUAGGGUACCCAGGUUUCUGUUUGCUGGAAAAGGCCACAGCUGUCUCUGAGAAUGGGACUUAGAAGGGCAGUUCCUGUAGAUGUGAAGAGUUUGAGGCUGGCAUCCCCAACCGAAUCUAUACGUCAGUUCUGCCCAGGUUGUAUUUGGGUUCCAAAACCCUGAAAACAUAGCCUGUAAUUCCAGUUCUUCUGGCUUUUGGGGAAAUCUCAGAUGAUCCUGCCUCACCAGACCAUAAGAUUAUGGGGAACACAGGAGCCCCCCAGCUGCCCUCUCCAGUUUAUUGAUCACCUAUGUCGGCCGUGCUCAAACCCAGCUCACUCCCCUGAUUUGAAAUUCCUCCCUGGUCUCCAUCAGCACUGUGGCCCUGAUGUGGACCUGCAGGAGAAGACGGUGCAGAGGGUGUGCUGUGGCCAGCAGCAAGCAUGAAUGAUGUCCAGAUUUUCCUGUCCAGCUUCUUGUCCAGAUGCCAUUUGGCAGGGCCUGUAAGGCUGUCCCCAGUGGCUUACCACACAGGCUGUGGAUAGGUGCCACACAGGCACUGGCCUGGGUGCUUCCUUGGGGGUUCUGACUUCAAUACUCAGCAUGAGGUUUUAAGAGCACGUCCAUGUGGACGGCUGUGGAAGGCCUCAAUGUGGCUUGUGCACCGCUCCUCUGCUCCCUGGUGCACAUGUUCUGUACUCUUCCUGAACUGGUAUUGAGCCUUCCAGAUCACUGUCAUGAAGGCGGAUUCAAACAAGAGCUCACCUGUGAAAAGAGGCUCUUAAAACUUAAAAGAAGUAUAAUACAAGGAAAAUAGUCACAACAUGUUGGUUUGAAAUCCUGUAUAUAUAUCAACUAAAACUGUGGUUUAAGGGUGUGAGGGGCUAUGUCUGCCGCAUCUUCUGUGUAAAGAUGGAGAGAUAUUGCUGUACCUGUGGGUGUCCAAGGCCUGCCAGAUUUGUCCUUGUCGAAGGCAGCCUCUUGUUUUCUUCCUAGAUCCCUGUGGAUUGUUGUUUUCUUUACAGUGACAAGUUGGUCAUUUUGCCGGAUCAUUUCUAGUGUUUGCCUCCAUUGUAUAGUCCUGGUACUCACGAGCCCUUUGACCCUGCUCCACGUAUGUUCUGUCUGCUCUCAUUCCUUCAUUUGCACCUUUCCUCCGGGAGCAUCAGAUAUCCUCGGGUUCUUGCUGUCCAGGUCCCAUAUCUACCAUCUUGUCCCUUAGGGAUGACGUGUCUCAAACCUGAGAUAACCUCACAAGUUUGUAGUUUUUUGUUUGUUUUUUUUUUUUAAUCCCCUGCUGAUGUUCUCUGCAAUGGUGAUUCAGCUCUUGGCCUUGUCUGAUGCCAGCUGGGACCCCACUACUGCACUUUUAAUGGGUGGUGGAUGCGUGAAAUCCCCUUCCGCAUUGCAUCCUGGCUCUACUCUUCUGCAGCAGGGUCUGGUGUCUGCUUCCCUGUUGCGAAAAGUGAGUUCCAAAGGGAGAUAUGAUUGUCAAAGGUCACAUCAGCGGCCCCCGGAAUUGGAGUCUUCUACCCAUCCGAAGCCCUUUUGAUCCCCGAGAUUCCAGCUUAGAGAUUAACCCCGAGGUAUAAAAUAAAUGAUUAAAUAAAGAAACUGCUCAUUAUCAUAGAUCUCAUCAGAAUCUCCCACCUUUGUAAGUGUGAGUCUUGCAGCUGAGAAUUUCUUACCCAGUAUUCACUCUUGUCCAGCACAGCUUGCCUCACUAAGAGCUCUCAUGAAAUAGAGGAAGUUUAAAACAGUGAUUGUCAUUGCUUCGUGGCCUUUGGGUUAAGAUCAAAUGUAAAUCAGUGAGUUUCACUUGGGGGAAGGGGCUGUUUAGCUCCACAGACAACCUAUAGCAGUGUCUGGAGACAUUUUCAGUUAUUGCAACUGAAGUUGUAUGUGUGUAUGUGUUGAUAUUGGUAUCUAAUGAGUAGAGUGCCAAAGACUGCACACUUGUCCCUGUGGGACAAGUGCUCUGAAAUGUGUAAUAGACCCUAGUGUGACUUCUUGUGGGGAGCAAUCCGGACUAGACUAAGUUACUCGAAUUAAGACUUAUUCUAUGCAUCUGCUCUCCCACAAUAUGGCGCUGGGAGAGAAGUAAACAGCUUCCGCACAGCUGCCUCCAGUUCAACUAAUAAAUUGUAGGACUUGCUCCUGAUUGGAGAGCAGCGUACUCGGCGUGUGGGCAGCCGAGUUAGGAUUGGCGGAGGAGGACUAUAAAGGAGGAGAGAGACGGCAUGCACCGGGAACAUCUAUGGGGAACAUCUAAGGGAACCCGUGCAGCCCCCGAGAGAACCGGCCGGCGGUGUGCCGCUCCCCUGCGGAAGUGGGGAAUGCGGCCAGGGGGAACUGCCCUUCCACGGAGGUGGAAGGGAUAGUAGCCAACCCGGGAAGAACCAGCAGCAAACCCGGGGAGGGCCGAGCAGACAGAAAGAACAGCGCAGGGUCCUGUGUCGUUCCUCCACGAAGAGGGGGAGCGACAACUUCUAAAAUUUUUGGCAUUUAAGAAUAUUCUUGAGUUCCUAGGAGCUGUUGGUCAGCAGGUAUUUUUCCUGAAGAAUAAGAGAAAUGAAAUUACAUUAAGAUGGAGAAUCUUUUGAUAUUUAAAGGAAGUCUCCAUCAAAAUUGUGCUGCUCCUGUCUUCUACAAUGAGUUUGAUGUUUUCAUUGAGUCCUUCUUCGAGUAGUUGCCAGUCCUAGGGCAAGUCCAUGGUGCCUGGUGGCUCUCAUCGGUGGCUACAGCAUUGGGGCAGAUCUGGCAAGCAGAUGUUUGUGGUGGAAACUUUCCAUUCUAGAAUCAUUCCUUCUGAGGGAGGAGGGUAAGGUCAGAGAAGAAUGUCCCCAGACAAUCUGCCCCUUUGUUAAUCAGGGCUGUCAUCUUGGCUGCCCCUGCAGCAGCCCCAUCUUCCUGAAAUCGUCAGUAAAAAGGCCAUUCAGCAGAUACAUCUGGCGUUGGCCAGGAGUUUUCAAACUCCGAUUUAACAACAAGGAAUGGAUUUAAUCAGACUCAAAGGAACACUGAGAGUCAUUUGGUAACAGUGCUGUAUCUCUGAAAGGGCUCUGGAAGCCAGAUUACCAAAAACCAGUUUCUUGGGGUGGGCGUUCGGUGCAGUGGUAAGAUGCCACUUGGGAUGCCUACGUCCUGUGUUGGAGUGCCUCGUUUGCGUCCCAGCUCCCGUGCUUUCAAUCCAGCCUCUUACUGAUGCUCACCCUAGGAAGUAGCAGGGGAUGGCUCAGUACUACCCAUGUGAGAUUCAGAUGGAGGCUGCUAGCUUCAGCCUGGCCCAUCUCUGACUGUUGUGAGUAUUUGGGGAAUAAAGCAAUAGAUGGAAGUUCUCUAUCUCUCCCUUUCAACUAAAAUGAACAUAAAUAAAACUCUUAAAAUAAUAAACUAUAUGGACUAUGCUGAUUUCUUGAGCAGAAGUGGCAAAUCAGUGCAAAGUAACUGAGUUGAAAGUGCAUGAGUUUGAAAUCAGCAAUAUGAGCUCACUGGGACACAUACUAUAUUUAUUGCUUUUAUGGAGUAAUCUCAUUAGUGUUCAUGGCAACCUAUGUAGUAAACUCUAAUACUGUGACCAUUUCAUAGAUGUGGAGACUGAGGUUUAGGCCACCAAGUGAUUUGUCCAAGGUCACGCACUAAUAACUUCUUUGACCAUUGGGCUAAUAUGAUUGCUGAUGUUGAGUCAAUAAGCUAUUAUUUUAAGGUCUAUCCCUAAUUUGUUUCAAUGCAGUCUUUGUUGGCACAUGUAAUUUUUAUAAGAAAUCAUUUGAGUCAAUUUUAAGAGAUCUGGCCAAGGCUGAUAUCUGUAGGAUAAUAACAGUAACACUGAAUUUGGUGAAACAUGUUUUCAAGUUGUUUUCUUUGUCUUCAUUUGCGGCCUCCACAGUCACAGGCAUGAUGUGGAGGGUGUGUGAGUCCCACGGAGGGGAGCAGAGCAGUCAUCAGUCAGCAAUCAGGCUCUUGCAUUAACAAGAGGUGGCUUUCAGCAGAUGAUACAGCUUCUCAAGGUGUCAGGCGUCUUCCGGAAUGGGGAGGAGGUCAUAGUUUAACCAUUUAGUCAAUAGCCAUUUAUUUGGUGUCUGUUACAUAAGACAGAUAUAGUGACCUACUCUCUGUAUCUUACUGAGACAUCACAAGGAAUCCUAACGUAAUGUGAUUUUUUUUUUCUGGGAGAGAAGUCUGUAUCUGUAUGAGGGGCAGACUGCCUAGUUAGGCUGAUAUCAACAGGUGUUUAUUGAGUGCCAACUACCUGCCAGGCUCCAUCCCAGGAACCAGAUACUGCAAAUACAUUAUAUAUCAGAGGGCUGGGGUGGGUGGGGUGGCAGUGGGGCAGUAAACCAGUAAACACACACAUAGGAUGACCUCAGAGACUGGUGAGUGGCCUGAAGAAAGCACACUAGAGUUCUACAGGAAGGAGUGAUUGGGAAUGAGAGGAGCUACUGCGCCUAAGCUGAUCUGAGAAUGUUUUCCUGGGGAGGGGACACCAAAACAUGCCUUGGAAAAUCAGACCUAGUUUCAGGGUACAGAACUGGGUAAAUUGAUCUUGUUGUAUAAGGUUCCAAAAUUUCAGGGGGCCAGCACUGUGUCUCACUUGGUUAAUCCUCCGCCUGCUGCGCUGGCAUCCCAUAUGGGCACCGGGUUCUAGUCCCGGUUGCUCCUCUUCCAGUCCAGCUCUCUGCUGUGGCCCGGGAAGGCAGUGGAGGAUGGCCCAGGAGCUUGGGCCCCUGCACCCGCAUGGGAGACCAGGAAGAAGCUCCUGGCUCCUGACUUCAGAUCAGUGCAGCGCCGGCCGUAGCUGCCAUUUAGGGGGUUGAACCAACGGAAGGAAGACCUUUCUCUUUGUCUUUCUCUCAUUAUCUGUAUCUCUACCUGUCAAAUAGAAAAAAAAGGGGUUGCAAAAUUUCAUUAUUCUUUUCAUGGAGAACAUCAGAUGGCACAUAUGUGCCAGUUCUGGGAACUUGUUUGGAUUUCUUUGCAUGGUCAACCACAUGCUCAAUUUUGUAAGAUCGUUCUUUGUGUUCUUGAGAGUUCUAUGGGUGUGUGCUCUUAGUAUAUUCUUUAGAUGAAGUAUAUAGGUUAUGUAACUGAAAUCUUCUAAAUCUUUAUUAGUGUUUUAGAGGUAAACUGCCCAGCUUCUGAGAGCUAAGAAUUCUCAUGGUUGUUAUGGAUUUGGUAAUUUCUCAGCGAUUCUAUCAGUUUUUAUUUUAUUUCUAGCAUAUGCUUUUGACUUUGAAAUGUCAUCAUCUAAUACUAUAUCUGCUGACAGGUUGUGCUUGUCUUUUUUUUUUAAGAAAGCUUUUAUUUAAUAAAUAUAAAUUUCAUAG
Molecule: messenger RNA, 13381 nt
Organism: Oryctolagus cuniculus (rabbit)
Lineage: Eukaryota; Metazoa; Chordata; Mammalia; Lagomorpha; Leporidae
Source: RefSeq, a predicted model, not a curated record